Molecule: messenger RNA, 3045 nt
Organism: Colius striatus (speckled mousebird)
Lineage: Eukaryota; Metazoa; Chordata; Aves; Coliiformes; Coliidae
Gene: TBC1D22B
Product: TBC1 domain family member 22B
Exons: 13
Coding region: 83-1606 (507 amino acids)
Biological process (GO): activation of GTPase activity
Molecular function (GO): GTPase activator activity
Source: RefSeq, a predicted model, not a curated record
CGCGCCGCGGGGCCGGCCGGCCGGUGGGCUCACUGGCUCGCUGGCUGGCCGGCCGGGCCCGCCCCGCUCCCUCCCCUCCGCCAUGGCGGCCGAGAGCAGCCGGCAGUUCUGGAAGCGGAGCGCCAAGCUGCCGGGCAGCAUUCAACCUGUCUAUGGAGCACAGCAUCCUCCCCUGGAUCCCCGGCUCACCAAAAACUUCAUCAAGGACCGCUCCAAGGCCAACGCGCUGCCUCUGAAGAGCAAGAAGGCCUCCAGCUUUCAUGAGUUCGCCCGUAACACCAGUGACGCCUGGGACAUCGGUGAUGAUGAAGAUGAGGACUUCUCCUCCUCCUCUUCUUCUUUGCAAACCCUGAACUCUAAAGUGGCCAAGGCCACGGCAGCCCAGGUGCUGGAGAACCACAGCAAGCUGCGAGUGAAACCCGAGCGGGCCCCGGCUGCUCUCAGCAGCAUGCCCACCAACUGCAAGGUCAUCAAGUCCAGCAGCGAGGCCCAGCUCUCCAGAACAUCUGAGGAGGCCUGUGUGCGGACGCCCCUUCAGAAGCAGCAGUCCCUUCCCCUGCGGCCCGUCAUUCCACUCGUCGCCCGGAUCUCCGACCAAAACGCCUCGGGGGCUCCCCCCAUGACAGUGAGGGAGAAAACGCGCCUGGAGAAGUUCCGGCAGCUCCUCUCCAGCCACAACACAGACCUGGAUGAGCUGAGGAAGUGCAGCUGGCCUGGUGUGCCCAGAGAGGUCCGGCCCGUGACGUGGCGUCUGCUCUCAGGUUAUCUCCCCGCCAACACGGAGCGGCGGCAGCUGACCCUGCAGCGCAAGCGCCAGGAGUACUUCGGCUUCAUCCAGCAGUACUACGACUCCCGCAACGAGGAGCACCACCAGGACACCUACAGACAGAUCCACAUCGACAUUCCAAGGACCAACCCGCUCAUCCCCCUCUUCCAGCAGCCGCUGGUCCAGGAGAUCUUUGAAAGAAUCCUGUUUAUCUGGGCCAUUCGACACCCAGCCAGUGGCUACGUGCAGGGAAUCAAUGACCUGGUCACUCCCUUCUUUGUUGUGUUCCUCUCUGAGUAUGUUGAGGAGGACGUGGAGAACUUUGACGUGACGAACCUGUCGCAGGAUGUGUUGCAGAGCAUCGAAGCCGAUAGCUUCUGGUGCAUGAGCAAGCUGCUGGAUGGCAUACAGGAUAACUACACCUUUGCACAGCCAGGGAUCCAGAAGAAAGUCAAAGCUCUGGAGGAGCUGGUCAGCAGGAUCGAUGAGCAGGUACACAAUCACUUUAGGAAGUACGAGGUCGAAUACCUGCAGUUUGCCUUUCGCUGGAUGAACAAUCUGCUUAUGAGGGAGCUGCCUCUGCGCUGCACCAUCCGCCUCUGGGACACCUACCAGUCAGAGCCAGAAGGAUUCUCACACUUCCACCUGUAUGUCUGUGCCGCCUUCUUGAUCAAGUGGCGCAAGGAGAUCCUGGAUGAGGAAGACUUCCAAGGCCUUCUCAUGUUGUUACAAAACCUGCCCACGAUACACUGGGGGAACGAGGAGAUCGGCCUCCUGCUGGCAGAAGCCUACAGACUCAAGUACAUGUUUGCAGAUGCUCCCAACCAUUACCGCCGAUAGGGACCAGGCCCCUCCCCUGCCCCCGCCCACCCCCGCCCCGGGCCCGAUCCGAUCACUGUGGCAUUCCCGUCGUCCCGAGGCCUCGGACACUCCGGCUGGGAGCUGCUCCUCACUCUACAAAGCUCACAUCCAGCUCUUGUCUUAACUCUGAACGUGUGCCUGUGCCACUCCGUGCUCCUGGACGUGCCGCUCCAGCCACCGGCAGCUGGCUCGAGCCAGGGAGAGACUCGAAGGGGCUGGGGGAGGACGUGGGGGGCAGCUUUACAGAGACACUGAGCCGAGGGUGAAGCCCUCCUGUCCUCUCCACUCCCUGCCCUGGGCUUGUCUGCCUGACACCACCUUGGCUUUGCUGCCUCGUGUUAACCUGCCGCCACGUGCGCCGCCCCUUCGCUCCCUUCUCACACCGUUCACUCCAGCUCCUGGAUGAAAAUGCCUUAUGGGAGACCCUCCUGGCUGGAAAAUGCUGCUGCCUGAGGGUGCCAGGGCGGGAUGUUUCUCUCAGGGCCUGGCUUUGCUCCAAGGGUCCGGAGACCCCAAGCACUCGGUGGGUUUGCAGGAGAGCCCCUCGCACCCGCCCUCUGUGCCGGGCUCCUGCCCACCCCUGUCGCUGGGCAGCGGGGCUGGCACGGCAGGGGCACGGCUGGCAGUGAUGCCAGCGGCCUGCCAGGACUCUGGGCGACUGAUGUGCUGUGGGUACAGCCCCCUCUGGCACGGGGGGCUGCCAGGGGAGCAGCAUCUCCCAAACCUCCCUUGCGAAGCCCCCGCUCCCCCGAGGCGUUCUGUGUAUAUUGUGUUCUUGUGUAUAUGGGUCAGAUGUACAAUAGAUGGCUCUGUUUGUAGCAGACAAUGAUUUUAUAUUUAUAAUGUGCACCCUUUGUUCCCCCAUCCCCUGGGUGCAGCUCCUGGGGGCUUUGGGCCCUUCCCCAGCUGGAGGCAGUUCCAGAGCCGUGAGUAGUUCCACCCCAGCGUGGUUUUGGAGGUGCCAGGAAGAGGGGUGAUGGAAAUAUCUCUCGAGGCUUCCCCUGCAGAGGAUUUUGGUGUGUGAGGGAGCCAGCAGCUCCCAGCAGGAGGCAGGGGAGAGCCGUGAGCAGGAGACGGGCUCCAGGCUGGGUGGCGCUGCAGGGCAGAGCCUGCAGCAGUGGCUGUUCCUGGCAGUGCCUGGGGGCUCUCCCAGGGGGUCUGCCAGGACAGGGCUGGGCUUGCUGCCCUCUGCUUUUAAAUCAGAUGUUUUAAGGGGCUGAUCUUUUCCUCACAGGCAGGGGCUGUCUGUGUUGUGCCCAGGGCUGUGUGUGGGGCAGGGUCCUGUCCCCUGCAGAGCGCUGGGUUCCCACUCCCCAUCCUGCUCCCAGCAGGCAUCGGCAGCAGGUGCUGGGGCCCAGGCCAAGCAUGUCAAAGGCAGAGCCUUGUUGCCAAUAAAACUCUAAACAGUGUCUCAAGAA